AUGGCUGAAAAAGAAGCGUGCAACCUUGGAAUCGAAAUGCCAGUCGACAUGAACAUCAAAGAACCUUUGGAGCAGUGCAAGAAGUUUACAAAGAUUGAGUUCGAGCACGUCCCUAGGAUUCAGAACGAGUUCGCUGACGCCCUUGCAACCUUAUCAUCUAUGAUUCGGCAUCCAAAUAAGAACUACAUCGACCCUAUCGAGGUAGAGAUCAGGGAUCAACAUGCCUAUUGCUUCCAUGUAGAUGAAGAACCAUAUGGUAAAUCAUGGUAUCACAACAUCAAGAGAUUUUUAGCAACCAGAGAAUACCCGGAAGAUGCUACUAAUGGUCAAAAGCGAGCACUCAGGAGGCUGGCAAACCACUUUUUCCUCAACGGGGAAGUCCUGUACAGGAGGACCCUAGACAUAGGUUUGAUGAGAUGUGUAGACUCCGCUGAAGCAACCAGAUUACUUGAGGAAAUACAUGCAGGAACGUGA
Messenger RNA from Nicotiana tabacum (common tobacco), 474 nucleotides. Lineage: Eukaryota; Viridiplantae; Streptophyta; Magnoliopsida; Solanales; Solanaceae. The record is from RefSeq and is a predicted model, not a curated record.